UCAAUACACAGCUGAGCAAUUCCGCGCGAAUCGCGAAUGUCCGUACGUGUUCAAUGCACGACGAUCGCACAGCUCCGCAGCACUGAUCCGAAAGAAGUCUACCACCACGUUCAUCAUAGUUUGUUUGCAUGUGAUAACGUGCCCGGUAAAACAGCCUGCAUUGCUGCAUAAAUUAAUCCAGUUAAGGUGCAGUUGAUACGGCAAGCUGGCAAGCAAGAUUCUGAUAUUCAGCUCAGGCAAAAGAUUUAAGGCAGAUCUUCAAAGCUGUUCACACGUUGCAACAUGGUACAGACCCUAUAAUUCACAACUUCUGUCACAUCUCGGCUUCAUCUGCGUCAAUCUGAUGUGGAGAUAAUCAACAUGAUGGUGACGGCUGCCAUGGAUGUAGGCGAAGAGGUUUCGUCGUUUCAGACCGUCAUGAGCAAGCUCCAGGGAAAGCAAGAUGGCGGGGCAAGCGAGGGCGGGGCAAGCGAGGACAGGGCCGGUGCUUAUGAUGCGAUAUCCAACUGGUUCAAGGAGAACGACGCAGCCAAGGUCAAGGACAGUGAGAACCUGGAUGUCAGCGUCUUGGUUCGUCAGUUCAGUACCGACGUGAUGUCAGAGGACGCAACCUUGGUUCAAGCUGCUUUGCCUGCCAUGGGCUUCUGUCUCAAUCAAGCAGGCAUCUUGAGGGCAUUUACCGAUGAACAUUGCAGUCUAGUAGUAAAGGCAUUGUGCAAUUGUUUGCUGAAGACGGACGACAAGAGUCUCUGCACUAGAGCACUAUGGUGUCUUGCAAAGCAAAAUAUCAAACCAGAAAUCAUUAAAGAAGAGAUCCAUACCAUCCUGUGUAGCGUUGAGAAGGCUGUCCAAGGGGAAGGAAGUGCCAAGUCAAUGACUGUACAGCAUGAAUCUAUCAAUGUCAUUAUCAGAUUACAGGAGCAGCUCCCUGAGGCCAUGUCCCUCCACGCGGCCCGCUGGGGCAAGCUCCUCCUGCCCAACCUGGUCCACACGGCCCCUAGGAUCCGAGACCGAGCCGUCCACGCCACCCACCUGGGCCUCGUUGCCAUGGUGCAGGCAAGGGCGGAGCUAGCCGGGCCUUUGAUUGCCGAUUUGAAGAGCACCCUGCUGACGGAGAUGAUUAAGUUGUUCCGGGCCAGGAAUGAACUGUUGAUGUUGAAAGUAUGGACUUACUAUGUCACGAUUCUAGGAAAGUCCCUGCACAAGGGUGGUAGCUUGAUCAACAGCCUUCUCACAGUGAUAGAGCUGGGCUUCAAGAACCCACAACCUGAGGUGAAGAAAGCAGCUUACAAGAGCUGGCAGGCACUCAUCGAUAACUUCAGUCUAGACCUGGAUGUCCUUAGCAAUGCUAAGAGGCUCAAACUGCUGAUGCAGCCUUUCCUAGCAACCAGUAUCCGAUUUGAGAGUGUUGUGCACGUCAAGCUGGAUACAUGGUGGCGUCUUGUCUCAUCUUUGGGGACGAGGUUGCCUUCUACAUUUCCGGUGGUAUGCGCACCCCUUCUGCAAUGCACGCUGGGACCGAUAAGAACCGGUGCUGCAGGGGUAGUGACCCCCAGCAAAGGAGGGGUAACAGCGCCCCCAUUCCUGCAGGGAUUCAGCACCCCUCAGGCUAGAACAGCCAUGCUUCCAGCGGCAAGCCCCAUCACACCUCGCCUCAACCUCUCUCUGAAUAGCUCCGGUGCCCAGCAGACCUUUUCAUCUGUUCAGCUGAGAGGGGUUCGCAUGUUGGCGGCCAUCAUGGGUAUCCAACAGCCACCCAGAGACGCUUCAGAGUCAAUAGAUGUACUGCCCCAGAGAAUCUUGAGUAGCCCCAGUGUUUUCAGCAAAGUUGCCCCAUGUCUUGUCCCAUUUGUGAUGGAUGUCUUGUUCCUUCAAGACGAAACAAUAGGUGACCUUCCCUUGAGGAUAUUCAAUGAGUUUGUGGAGCAGGUCAAAGGGGUCGUCGAGGGGUCAUCUAAGCGGGACAGUGUCGACGUCUUCACCCUCUUCGUGGAGCACCUGACGACGCUCAUUAACUCUAAUCAACUACCUCCCUCUACAGUUCUAAAACUUCUUGAUUCUGUAAGUCAGCUGCCAAAGAAAGUACUAUCAUCUUCAAGCUAUCAUACAGGAAGUGCUGGUGUCAUGCAUGGUACACCAGCUCUGUUCCUCACCAGUCUUCUCUUCAAUCAAACAACAGUAGUCUCCAAACCAGAAGAAAGGUUCUUCAGUAUUCUCAUGAGACUGGUCGAGUGCGGUAUGGCGUCUCCCGGGACCUUCCUGGGAUUCAGCCAGUCCGUCAUAGCCAUCGUUGACAAGGUCUCGGACUCCGUCACUGACAAGGACGCCCUCUGGAGGAUGUGGAGUGCGCUGGCAGGCCCUCUACUGCAACACAUUGCUCAGACGAAUGAGGUAAAUCAAGGUGACUCCCUGGAGCAUGAUUUCUCGGCUGUGAUUGCCUGUUUGCAGUUUCCGAUUCAAAGAUUGCUCACCGAUGAUCUUUCCCAGCCUACUGUCAAAACACUCUUAAAACUCUGGUCUGAGUUGUACGAGGCGUUCGCCCGAUCUGCGUCAAGGGUCUCUAUCGCUGAAGCAAACCAAUGCUGUGAAGAUAUCAGUAGCAAGCUGAUGACACAGAUGGAUGGAGCUGCUCUUGAGAAAUGGUGCUAUGUAGAUGCUGUAGGUCAGAUAUGUCAAGUGAUCACGCGGAACCUUGAUCUGUCGCACUACACCGUUACUACCCCAGGAUCACCACGCCACCCAGGUAAACGACCCAAGGUCAAGAGUCGUUACCAGGGUAAUCUCACGUCAUUGGUCAAGCUGGUGGCUCAUGUGACAGAGGCAUGUGCUGAUCUUUGUAAGAAGCAGACCACCCCGUUUUCUCCUUCAUUGAGUCAGACCGAUGUCCUACACUGGUUUUCCGCGGCACAGUCUCUUAUUGGUGCUAUGUCAGACUGUUGCCGAGUUGGCCUACCUUCCUACCUUCAUGGAAUCUUAAUCAACUGGAGCAAACCCUUAGGACAUUUCAUGCAUUUCGUUGCCAGUCCAAACAUAGCAAAGAAAGACUACCUCAGUGCAAUCGAUGAUAAACUGGAACGGCUCUGGAUCGAUCUCACCACCACCGUCCAGAAUCGCUACUCAAGCGGCUUUGAUUCGGCCUUCCUUCACGUGAUGGCGCCAGCAUUGGAGGCUGCGUUCACUUACAAGAAGCGGAGUUUGCGAAAUUACACUCUCAUCUUCUGGACAGCUACCUUCGGGAAUCAAGACUCACUGCAAUAUCCUGAAAUCCUGAAACCAUGUUUAGCCAAGAUGAAAACGAUUGGAGAGAUUCCUCUUCCAGGCUGGACAGAAACGGAAGGUGUUUGCGGGGAAACCCCGGUCAUUCCAGAGACCGAAGACCCUGAUGAUGUCAUAGCUCCGCCCGCCCUACCCGCAAUCCCCAACUUUGGAGCCCCGUCUCCCCAGAAAAUGCACGGCAGCUUCCUCCAUCGACUGGACGACGCCAAGAAGCUCCUAGCGGCCUCAUCGCCGGUCAAAGGUCAGAUGACCUCACCAGGGCGGGGCCGGAGGAUCCAGACGUACUCUCCUGGGUCCGCAAAGAGGAAGCAGUUCGCGUCGCCCAUGGCAAUGGAUGCUGCCAAGAGACGGCUGCAUGUUGAUGAGGAUAAGAAUACGGCCUUUGUGGUCAUCUCGUCCGAGCCGAAGAAGAAGCGUGUUCUGACGGAGCACCAGAAGGAGGUGAUGAGGACCAAGCGGGUCUCGCUGGCCCUCUAUAACGGCUUGGACCAGUCCCAAGACACCCAGGCCUUUACCCAGACCCAAAGCCAGUCCCAAGCAUCAUCUCCAGUACCUACCCCGGAGGUGGAGGACCUACCAGAUGACGCCAAGAAAUUCAACUUCUCAGAGAUAACAGGACAGAAGUCAACAGCGGGAGAGGAAAUUCAGAAAGAAAAGAAGGCAGAAGAAGAGAUGAAGGAAACCGAGGAAGAAGACAGCGUGGUUGUUUUGCCGAGCAGCCAAGAAAAGACACAGAAGCCAGCCCGGAGGAUCGUGACCUUCUUUGAACCAGUGAAGAAGUCGUCCUCGCCGAUCAAGGAUUCGGGGCAGAUGCUGAUGGAGGAUGGAAUUGAUCACCAUGGUAACAAUACCAAGGAUGUUGAUGCUGAUGGUAGUAAUGGAGAGACAUGGAGUGAUGCUGUCCAGGAGCUGCAGUCAGACUGUGAAAAGGAAUCAUCUGUAGUGAUUGUGGAUGACACUUGCCCGGAUGUAUCUCAAGGGGAAUUAGGACUACUAUCAGGUGCGGAUGUUGACAAGGACGCAGAAGGGAUGGAGGAGGAAGGUGGAGAAUUUGUGGUGCCAGAGACACAAGAAGAAUCGGUGAAAGAACCGGGUGAUUCUUAUGUUUCCAACACCGUUAUGCCAGUGGUUGUUGGUGAGAGUCCAGUGAAGGAUAAAGUCAUUCCAGAGUCAUAUGUAGAGAGCCCUAGCAAGGAUGACAACCCUUCAAUUGCUCAGGAGGAAAGUCCUUCAAGAGAUGUUUUGGAUGCUGAAGAUUUGAUGGAUGUCCUUCCAGAUGGAAGAUUCCAAAAGGUCAUCAGCACACCAGUUAUCAAGCUGCAAAAACUUAGCCAAAGGGAAAUUGAGCUAUACAGUCCAAGGGCUGCAAGAUACAGUCAAGAAGACACCCAAGAGCAAAGUCCCUUUAAAAAACCUCAGGAUUACGAGCUUGCAGGAGGUUCAGAUGCAAGUAGUCCAAAGAUGCAGAGUCCCGGACAAUCCUCACCUGCCGGGACACCGCGUCUAAGGAGAUACAGAUCAGACGAGAUACACAACAGGAAAGGAACACCAAAGUCAGCUCGUAGGUCAAACUCUGUUAGUGAAGUGUCGAGUCCCAAGAGUAAAGUCAGCCACACAAAGAAAGCGACAGACCUGAAUAUCCUACAGGCUAGUCAACAGGACCUAGCAGAUUUGGCUGAGAGGUACGAGCUGGAUGGGAUAGCGCCCUUGGGCGAUGACCUAGACCAGAGUAUCGAAGAAUGCCUAGCAAAUUUGGACAAACAGGAUGGUGAGACGGAUGAUGAUCUGCCGUCGGUGGACUACGGUCAGACUCAGAAAAGUGAUGAAGUCAUGCCAGACUCUGAAAGGAUGGAAGACCAUAGUGUUGAUCGGGAAGUGCCAGAUGAGGAUGUUCUUUGUAGUCAGCAAGAACUGUUCUCUAGUACCAUGGAUGAGACGGGCAUGGAUGAGACGGUCAUUGAGGUGAUGCCUCAUUCCGUUGAGGAGGUGCCUGAAAGGGAUGUUGUUGAGACUGAGAAAUCUGCUGAAGUAUCCUCCCAAAAGUCAACAAGAAGGAGGAGCGGAAGGUCUCGAAAAUCCCAGAGCAGUAAAGAAGAAGUUGCUAGGUCACAAGAGGAAAAUGAGGAGGAAACCUCCCAGGAUUCUACUUGUGCAGACAGUGACAAUGUGGAACAAGUGACGACAAGGAGAGGAAGGUCAAAGCUUUCUCAAAAUUCAGAGAAUGAAAGAAAUGAAAGCCAAGAAAAGAGUAGCAUUGCAGAGGUUAAAAAUACUGCAAGAAGGAGAGGGAAGCCAAGAAAAACGGAAGAUGUUGGUGAGGAAAGUCAGGCUUCGGAGAGUGGAGAGAAAGAAACAGAAGAAAUUAAACGCAAGAGGAGCAGACCCCAAAAGACUUGUGAUCGAGAUGAGGAUAGUCAAUUAGAAGAAGCAGAGGAAGGGAAAAAGUCUGAAAAAACGAGAGGAAGGCCGGGAAAAGAAGAUGAGAAGAUAAGUUCUUUAGAUAAAAAUGAUCAAGAAACUGAUAGUGAAGUACUAGGUACUCCAACUAAAAGGGGAAGAUCUAGGAAAUUUGAAGGAAAUGAAGGAGGUAGCCAGAAACAAGAUUUGGGGAGUCAGGAAGAACUUACAACUAUUGGAAGAAAGAGAAGGCGUCAAAGGAAAAGUGAUGUUUUCAAAGACCAGAAAGCGUCAUCACAAGAGGACCAAUUAGAAGUUUCUGAAGGAAAGAAUGAAGACGCUUCAGAAAGGCUUGCAGCAGAUGCUGAUUUGUCUCAUGAGAAACAGCAAGAUGAAAAGAUGGUUCAGAAAGAAUGUGAGAAUAAAGUCUUGCCAGAAGUAGAAAUGACUGCUCCAAACAGCGUGACCGAGCCUGAGGCAAAUAGCAGUUCUGAAGACCUCUUUGGAACUCAAAGUGAGACGUUACCUAAAACUGGUGACGAUACUACAGACCCUCAGUUGAAUGACUGUGUUUCAAGUGACGAUGAUGAUGUUCCCCUUGUCCAGAUCAAGGCAUCGCUGCAGAGCAAAGCAGACAAAGAAUUCAAGCCAUCGGAGACGAACGAUGCUGGUAAUUCAUCUGAAGAUUCAGAGGUAGACUUUCCAAUCAUGACACCAAGUAACAGGGAGGACAAGGUCAGCCCUACAACAGAGACACCGCCUAGAGAUCAACUGGCUGAUGUGCUGACUAGGCUCAAGGAGAAGGAUACUCCAAAGCAUGAUCUGUCUGCUUUGAAGGAAGAGGAGGUUUUAACUGUGACAAGGUCUGGACGGAAAUGCAGACCAAGUAUAAAGAUAAGAUGUGCUAAGGACAUUCUCAGGAAAGCCUUGAUGUCACCGGAUGGAAGACACAAGCUCAGUAAAGCAAAAGCUGCCGGAGCAUUGAAGUCUCCUACAAGGAUAUCACCAAAGGCUCUUCGAUCAAUGGCCCAGAAAUUAGCGAUGAAGGAAACAUCUCCCAUCAUUGGUAAGAAAAAGCAUAAACAUAGAAGCCACUCUCCAGAAAAGAAAGAUGCCUUAGGAGCUGAGGAGGCAGGGCUGAAGGCAGGCACAAACUUACCAAACGAGGAUGUUUCUACGUAUGCAAUAUCUCCAAAGUCACUAAAGGCCUUAGCAGAGAAGGUAGCGCAAGAUCUCUCCCCAGAACGGAUUCUGUCUCCGCCAAAGGUCAGGUCAGCAAGAAGAUCUCGCCCACUUUCCCCCAAAACCUCCUCCCUUAGCAGCAGUCAAAUCCUGCGCAAUGCCAGGUCCGGAAAGUCCUCCAAGCGGUCAAAAUCACCAGUGUCUAAGCGGCUGAGGUCCAAGAGGCUGCUACUCUCGCCUGGACCCAUUCAGACAAGAGAGGGCACAAAGCUCUCCAGGAUGGAAAUCAAGAAGCGCAACAAGACACAGAAGGCCACAAAGGGACACCUUGAACAGCCCCAAGAGGAGAAGAAUAGCAUUGAUGACAUUGUUGGCGGUGAACAACCAAAAGAGGGAGCUGAUCACGAAGCUGAUGAGAAAGUGUCAAAGCAAGCAGAGGAAGUUAUUGUCAUCAAGGAUACCAUGAGCCAAGAGAUGGAUGAGGACAGUACUCAAGUGGAAGAAGAGAGAUUUGAAGGAGGUCUAGUCAAAGGAACAGAUCAGACCUCUGAGACAGAGAUCAAGGAUAAUGAGAAAGAUGGGAAUGAGUGUAUCACAAAUGUUGAUGCAAGUUUGGAUGCUGUUGACGAGGAUGGUGAUAUUGAAAUGAAAGACUUGGAGCAGAUGAUGUCCCAAGAUCAUGAGGUACCUAAAGUUGAUGAAGUUAUCCUUCAGCAACCACAACCUCAAGAAGCAGAAGAUGUAGCUGAGUUUGAAAACAAAAUAGGAGAACAAUCAAAAGACACUGAAAUCCCUGCAGCUCAAGAUAUUACUUCAUCAGAAGAACACCUUUCAGAACCUGUCCCCGUGGAACAAGACUUGAAGAAGGAUUUUCCAGAAAAGGAUGAUGAUGGUAUUAAACAAAAUGAUGCAGGCUGGAUGAAGACGAGAUCUAAAAGAAGCAGUCAGAGAUUAACAUUUGGAGAAGAGGGUGACUCUGUAGAACGAUCUUCUGAAAAAGAAAGCAGCGCUCUCAGAGAGGUGGACAAACUCGAGGAUGUACAGGUUAAAGAGGACGAGUCAGACAAGUCAGAAAGUGAUGGGGAUGAAGAUAGUGAUGAUGAUGAGACUAGCAUUGAAAGUGAAGAGUCAGGAGAGGAGGAGGAGGAGGAGAAGGAGGAGCAAGUGAUGGAGGCAGAGGGAAUGGAUGGUUUACCAAAGAGCACAGACACCUUUGUCAAAGAUGGAGAUCUGGAGGAGGUAAAAGGAACUCCCAUUGGUGUGGUAUCUUCAGGGCUGGAUGUUCAAGAUACCUUAGAUGACAUCAUCAACAGCAGUCAGAGUCCGCUGAAAUUUCUACCUGAGGAGGAUAGUGUCCAGCCAGAGGGUACAACCGACUCUUCAUCCCAGCGGCUAACCUUCCCCAACCUCUCCCCACCAGAGAUGGACAACCAAGCCUCCCCUGAGAGACUUUCUAUGGCCUGCAUGACCUUGGGUCCGCCGCCGUUUCGGGUCUCUCCCAUCAUUCCCACCAAGUUCACCCCGAGGACGCAGGGUUCGCCGGAAGGGGCGAGCAUGCGACCCAGGUGGCCUAACCAGGUCGACUCUCCAGAGGGCAGUAUACCUCACAUGUACUCGCCCACUGCAUCACCAAGCAGUGGGAUUCUGAAGCGCCGUGAUAUGAUUGGAAGCAGCUCUCCAUCUCCCUCCAGCAAGAGCCGUCGUGUGAGUUUUGCCGACAAGGUAUUCAUAGAACCUGAACCCCUGCAAGACCACAGCGCUGAUCCCAAGAUUCCUAAGACUGCCGACAGCUCUCUCUUGCACGGGUUGGCACAAGAUUCCUCCAGAGGGCGCCUUCCAAUGUCUCCUCUUGUCACCACGGCUUCAUCGAAAGUACAUAAUUCAAAGUACAUCACCACGCCAUCGAAGUCGGAUUCCAGUCAGUCCUCAUCGUCAUCACCAUCAUCGUCGUCGUCAUCAUCAUCCAGUACCCUGCAUCGAUUAAGAAGGAAGAGCCCCCACUCCAGCCGGCGUAUGAAGAGCAAGCCCGUGAAGAGCUUUCCCAAGUCAUCCUCCUACGCCAGCAAGGUCUUCAACAUGGUUAAUCAAAACCAGGAGAGCAUGAAGAAACCAAAGGUCUCCUCUCAGAGUACCCAGGGUUCAUUGACCCAGGGGAGCCCCUCCACACAGGUCGACAGUAGCCUGGAAGCCCAGGGGGAGAGCCAGGGGUCCGUGUACCCCGCCCUAGCGAAGUGCUCCCUACCGGUGGAGAAUGUGCUUCCUCGUCUGACAUCCUCCAUGUGGUCUAGAGGUCUAGGCCAGCUAGUCCGAGCUAGGAACAUCAGGACCAUUGGGGACCUGUCGUCUCUCUCACCCAUGCAGGUUCAGUCACUGCCAAUCAAGUCUCCCAAAGUCGGCCAUCUCAAGAAUGUCCUCUCAGCAUUCCAAACAGAAAAGUUCCCAGAGUCGAAAGGAACAGAAGUUGAUUCACUUUCGAAGGCAGGCAGCAGUACAAAAGAUGAUGGCAGCUCAACACCUCCAGGCAGACCACCAGGUCAAAGGUCAAACACAGAAGCCACGGAGGAGAUGACCUCCAAGGAUCCCUCGGGUAGCCUGUCGCCUCCCAGGAGUCCUCAGCCAGUGCCUGGUAGCGGUCUCCUAGGACGACUGGAAGGUCUAGUGUCGGACUUCAAAGAUGGCGCCCUUGAUUCCCUGCCUGCAGCAGAGUUGUUCCGAGCUCAUCAACACGUCAAUAAUCUGACGGAAAUUAUCAUGGGUGCGCUUAAGGCCAAGUGUCACUCACCUAGUAUGACAAAAGAUAACUGAGGUCAGAGUUUGAAGGUCAAGCAUUAGUAGUGCAAUGUUCUUUGGCAGGUUGACAACCCGACAGAUAUGGGUGCGGUUAAGGACGUCUGUCAUUUACUUUGGAAAGUUCUGUUGUUCGAGACUCAUCAACUGGUCGAUCACUGGGUAGACAUUUUCAUGGACGCACUAAAGGUUAGGUGUCAUAACUCCUGUCAUAGUUCAAAGGACAAACAUUGGUAGUGCAAGGCUCAGUGGCUGGUUGACAACCUGAUAGACAUCAUGGAUGCUCGAGAGGUCAAAUGUCAUUCCCCUAAUAUGACAAAAUACAGUAACAGAAGACGGAGUUUAAACAUCAGUUUUGUCUGAGUAUCAGUGGCUUGAUGACAAUCUUAACAGAGAGAAUCAUAGAUGACAAAGGACAAAUAGUGAGCAUAGAGUUCAGAGUUCAAAGAUCAAAGCCUUUUUUAAAAUUCUACUCUUACUGCCAUGUGAACAAAUUGAUGAAACACAAUCAUGGAUUCAUCAAAACCCCAACUGAAAAACGAGAGAGGUUAGAGUUGAAGGGUCAGAGUAUUUCCAGGCUCAUUUUGCAAGGUUGUUGCAAGGUUAAUUUGCCAUUGAUCUGUUUCUGAUUCACAUUUACUAUUUUAACUUGAGAAUACAGCUUGUAUUUGAUGGUGAUUUCCUGUGACGUUAUUACUUGUUUACAGAGCUUUUAUCAUUAUUUCUUUUUACCAAAAAGCUCUCUUGGAGUUUUUAUCUAUUGUCAAUUGAGUAGUUAUGAUUAGACUUUGAUAUAUGCAAUUUCUUUUCAGCUUCUACGAGAUGCCAAUGUGGUGACUUAUAUAAAGGUAUCACAGAUUUUUCUAGUCUGUUAUUUUUGCUUUUCCUUUAUUCAAGGACAUUGACACUAUGUUUCAAUUUUCACCUUCUAUUUAAGCAGCUCGAUAUGUUGGUGUCUUAUUUCUGUUAUGCAAUCAUAUGUAUUUAAUUUGUGCGAUGCUCACCUCAUGCAGUUACAUCUGCUUUAUACUGUAAAUAUUACGGCAGCUUCAUGUAUCAUUUUGUUUGUACUCUUGAAUGUUCAUUAUAAUUAAUUUCAUAUUUCAUGAACAUUCUGUGUGAAAGUCAUCAUGUUACAUUGUAUUAUAUAAUCAUGCAUUAAGCCUUUUCCAAAGAGGCAAAUUCGUUCUUCUUCAAAAAUGAUUCCAUUGUAUUUAUUAUAUAUGUGUGUCAGUUGUUUUCAGUGGUUGGAAUUUAUUUAUUGACUGAAUUGUUAGUAUUAUAUAUGGUUUAUGUAAUCUGCCUGGCAAUGGUUAAUGGAAUCACAGUAUGGAAAUCAACAUGUAAUAUUGAAUUCUACUGAUUAUACCACACUAAAACGUUCCAAUGGUGCCAUAGUGCAUUGUUUUCCUUGCAGCUCUUAUGCAAUGCAUAGUACUUAUACCCUAUAGAGAGCAAGGAAAACAGCACCAAAAUUACAACAUUAAAUAAUAUAGAUAAAUACUGAAACAAUUAUGUAUGAAUAGGGCUAGUACAAAAUGAAAGCUUUGGUACUGUACAACAAUAUAAAGAAAUGCAAAGAAAAAUAUUUAGGGAAAUAGUCUAUUUGCUCAGUUGAUUUUUUUAAUUUUGCAACUAGUUAAAAUAUGAUUUAAUUUUGGUAUAACACACUUUUUCCAUAGACUUCAGCACAAGUUAUUUCGGGCUCGGUUUUAAAGUGGUUUUAGCUUUUAGAUCUCACAGUUUUACUGUUGCAUUAUUACUUUUCCCAUAAUUGAUGAUAUUCAGAAUUUGUAAUGAAUAAUUAUAACUGUUAGUUAUUUGUUGGUAUACAUGUAUUUUAGGGUUGAAUGAUUUUUAUGAUUUUGUAUUUUGAAGCCAUGAAUGUUAUUUGUUAAUCUCAUUUGAUUGAAGUUGAUUCACCUUAUCAUUAUGACUGUUACAUGAAAUGGAUUUAAUUCUGGUGCUCUCAUAAACCACCAGCAGCUAAUAUAAUGCAUGUACCUCUCUCGUACUCCACUGCUCAUUCAAUGUUAUAUUUAUUUAUUUAGCCCUGACCUUUUCCCUGGCAACACUUUACAUGUAUUUAAUUAACAAAGGGUUUAUGGUUGCGUUUAGGUUUUAGGUUAGGUUUAGGAAUAGGUUUGUUUUAGCAUUUAGUGCAGUGUUACAAUACUUCUGUUUAAAGGGGCUCUUUUAGGAAUUUGGUGUUGUAUAAGUGCGAUUUUCUCAGUGGUAUUUAGGUACUUUACUGUGUUUUACCAGAGCUCAUUUUCAGAGCUCUUUCCAAGCUUUUGAGAGCUAAAUCACUCGCCGCUCAAGAUCAUUUUUUUGCUGGUUAGGCGUUAUUUGGUCCAGGGCUGAAGUGAGAAUUUGGUUUGUGUAUGAUAAUGACCGCAAAGCAUUUUAACCAGAGCAUGUGUUAAGAUAUAUUACUUUUUUUUAAAGUUAGGGUAUAACAAGCAAUUUCCUUAGACCCCGGCCCAAGCCUUCUUUGAUUUGUAAAAGAUCACACAUUAGUAAUGGUUAAGCCUAACAUUAUGAUAGAAAACUGUUCAAUAGUGUGUUUACAUAAUUUUUUAUCGCCAGUGGUUCGAUGAUAAAAAGCGCCCUUUUUGUAAAUAAUUUUGUACUAUAACAAGGGGGCAAUGAUGAUUUCUUGUAGACGUAAGUUUUUAAUAUGUGAACGAAGGAUGGUCUUAAAGUGUAGGCAGGUGAAUGUCAUUUUGUAUCACUGUCAAAUUUUGAGAUAUGAUAGGAUAUUAGUGUUCUAUGAAGAUAUUGUGGAUUGUGUUUUUUAUGCCUUUUUUUUUCUUUCAAUUUGAGAUGUUAAUAAAGAUAUUCUAAUGAUAAAAACAAA
This is a messenger RNA of Strongylocentrotus purpuratus (purple sea urchin), 12502 nucleotides long. RefSeq names its product telomere-associated protein RIF1 (gene rif1). The record is from RefSeq and is a predicted model, not a curated record. The coding region runs from base 361 to 9660 and encodes 3099 amino acids. Gene Ontology annotation, cellular component: nucleus. Gene Ontology annotation, biological process: telomere maintenance. NCBI's taxonomy places the organism in Eukaryota, Metazoa, Echinodermata, Echinoidea, Camarodonta, Strongylocentrotidae. The transcript is spliced from 33 exons.